AAAAAAGCGGGCUGGAGGUGCGAGGAAAAAUAAGCGCGUCUUAACAAACUUUCUUCAAGGAUACGCAGGGAAAAUUGAAUUUGACGACUUGUAUUUGGCUUAUUCGCGUACCCGGAAACCAUGUUGCAGCGAAAAUCACAACCUAUCUCCUAUGAUCCGAUGAUCAUUCCACGUGUGAAGCAGUACCUUGAGGAGCAUGUGCAUCAAACGUUUGUGGAUGUGGGUGUGAUGGCGCGGGAUCUGCAGCAGCGGUAUCGCGAGUACACACGCCGCAAAGCGGUACCCUUUCGUCUGCUCGUCGAGCAAGCCUAUCGCACGGUGCUGCACAGUUACGGUCUCGAUAGUAAUCCCUCGACGGACGGUGAAGAGGAGGGACUGUCGGAUGUGGAAGUGAUGGAUGAGAGUGUAAACCGGAAUCAGAUGAGCAACACGCUGACCAGUAUGUACAUGGGGAAGAGCGACAAUCGGACGCCGGCUACCUCAACAAUGCCCUCCUGCACCAUCAGUCAAUCGGGAGACGGAGGAGAGGCCAUCGACAUCAGCAGUGAUGAGGAGGAUGAACAACCGCACCAGCAGCAGCAGCAGCACAGUGGACCUUCGGCGGCUUCCGCUGAGGCACGCGGCGCAGAUGAAGAUAAGGCAGAUUUUAUCGCCACGCACGUGGCAUCCAACAAGCACGUUACUGUGACGAAGGUCGUGCGAGCAAAUAAGGUACGCGAGGAUGAUAACAGUAACGAGAGCAUCGCGAGCAGUAACGGCAAGGAUGCGCCGGAGUCAAAGCGACGCCGGGUUGACAACGGUACCUCCAUCACGGCGCAGCUGCUUACACAGAUCCGCAACAACCCGCAGCUGCUCGGUGUUCAACCCAAGCCGACCUCGGGCGGUAAGAAGGCGGCAAACAGUGGCAACAACCAGACGGGAGACAGAGGAAAGACGAAAAAAUAUCGCAAAGAGGUGGCAUCGCGUGUUGUUAGCACGACGUUCGAGGAUGUCGGCGGUAUGGAUCGGGUCCUGAAGCAUUUGUGCGAGUUGCUGCUGCACGUGAAGCAUCCGGAGAUCUACCGUCACAUCGGGUUGCCACCGCCCCGUGGUUUUCUGCUGCACGGGCCACCCGGUUCGGGUAAAACCUUGCUGGCACAGGCCAUCGCAGGGCAAUUGAAAAUCGAAUUGAUUGAAGUGCCCGCCACGGAGCUGGUGGCGAGUCUUUCGGGUGAAUCGGAAGAACGGAUUCGAGAGGUGUUCGAACAGGCCGCAUCGAUGGCACCGUGCGUGCUGUUCAUUGACGAAAUCGAUGCGAUCUCGUCGAACAGAAUCAACGCUCAGAAGGAUAUGGAGAGGCGCAUAGUGUCUCAGCUGCUCAACAGUCUUGACACACUCGGCAAACUGGAGGGAGGCGAUGGUGUUAUCGUGAUCGGUGCCACCAAUCGGCCCGAUGCGAUCGAUCCGGCCUUGCGCCGUAUUGGUCGCUUCGAUCAGGAGAUCUCGCUCGGUAUACCGGAUCGCGAGGCACGCCGGCAGAUACUGGAGAUCAUCUGCAGAAAGCUAAAAAUCUCCGAAGACAUUGAUUAUGGCGAGCUAGCGAAGCUGACACCCGGUUACGUCGGUGCUGACUUGCUUGCACUGGCCACACGGGCAGCUAAUACAGCCAUCAAACGGUUAUUUACGCAGCAGGAGCAAAAGAUACUGUGGGAAUCGUCCGAUGAUGUCGUGGCGAUCGACGAUGAACCCGUCGAGGUGGUGAACAUUGACGACGAAAAGGAAGAUAUUCCUCCGAUUCUGCCAGGCGACGAGGAAACAGUUCAACCGGUUGAAGUCGCUGGAGAAGGGUGUGUAAGCAACGAGGCAGCUGGGGUUUCAUUGACGGAUCAGGCCGAAAAAGCUACCGAAGAAAAGGCACCAGAGGAAAGCAUUGCAGAACCGGCCGUCAGCACAUCGUCGGAAAUGGAAACGACGGUUCCGACCUCAGAGGUGGUUGAAAACGAGAACAAGCAGCCCAUCAAUGACGAGAUCACACCGAUGGAUGUGGAUCAAUCAGCCAAUCAACCUUCAAGCGAUGGUGAAGCCGCUAAUGCUACCGCUGUGGUGUCGGCUGCAGUGGAAGCUGAUAAUGCUGGAACCUCGAACGGACCUACAGUGGAGGCUUUGCUGCCAGACGUUGUAGCGAACGGAGCAGUAGCUACAGAGGAGAAGGAGGAAGAGCACCAUCGGCAACAGCAACAUGAGGAAGAGGCGGAGGCGCCAAGAAAACAGAAGCCCCUGGGGGUUCCUCCCAAAGAGCUUACACUGGAUAAGAUGUUGGAUCUUUUGUUGAACCAACAGAAUGCCCUCCCGGCGACGGAAUUGGAUGGAUUGCACAUCCAGCGGGACGAUUUCAUCGAGUCGCUCAAGACAGUACAACCUUCGGCGAAGCGUGAAGGCUUCAUUACCGUGCCCGACGUGACCUGGAACGACAUUGGUUCGCUGGGUGAUAUACGCGAGGAGCUAAAGCUGGCUAUCUUGGCACCGGUAAAGUAUCCACAGCGGUUGAAAUUGCUCGGCCUGACCUCUCCUUCGGGCGUGCUACUGUGUGGACCACCGGGUUGCGGUAAGACGUUGCUUGCCAAAGCUGUCGCCAAUGAAGCCGGCAUUAACUUCAUAUCAGUGAAGGGUCCGGAGCUGCUCAAUAUGUAUGUCGGUGAAUCGGAACGAGCUGUACGACAAUGCUUUCAGCGAGCGCGCAAUUCGGCCCCGUGCGUCAUCUUCUUCGACGAGUUCGAUGCCCUGUGUCCAAAGCGGUCCGAUACGGCGAGCAAUAGUGCGGGGACACGCGUUGUCAAUCAGCUGCUCACCGAAAUGGAUGGUAUCGAGGAGCGCAGAGGCGUAUUUCUCAUGGCGGCCACUAACCGGCCCGAUAUCGUCGAUCCGGCCGUCCUUCGUCCGGGACGUUUGGAUAAGAUCCUCUACGUGGGGCUACCGGCUCUCACCGAUCGGGUAGACAUUCUAAGGGCGCUCACCAAAAACCGUGCUCAGCCACCGCUAGCCGAUGAUGUGGAGUUCGAGAAGGUGGCCGAACUGACCGAAGGCUAUACUGGUGCUGAUUUGGCUGGUCUCGUACGCCAAGCCUCGUUACAAACACUGAAAGAUUCCAUCGUCGAGGCGGGUGCCCAAGAGGACGCAGAUGACGGUACGCAGCUGGUUGGGACCGAUGGUGAGAUGCUGCUGCGAGUACGAAUGGACCAUUUCCUUGAGGCGAUACGAAACAUCAAACCAUCCGUCAAUGCAGAGGACAAAAAGCAUUACGAAAAGCUGCGCCACAAAUAUGGUACGACAGCAGCUCUGUGCUAGUAGCACAAUCAAAACCAACGACCAUUAAGUCAACCCACAUUCACCAUGCAUUCUCCGUCGUCGUAUUAGUUGCAUCAUUACGCGUCUCCUCCUUCCCAUCAUCCUUCUCAUUGCUGAUGCACCAGCCUACUUCAAACCUAGCUAUGGUAAUCGGAUCUAUGAAAACACGUGGAUCGUCAAGAUUGGAGUUUUGAACAUUUAGCUGUAUCAAUCUGAUUCGUCCGCGUAUCAGGGACGUGUUGUCUUGACACUGAAUAAAGAAUAUUCUCGUACAAA
Messenger RNA from Anopheles darlingi, 3600 nucleotides. It is a transcript of the gene smid, whose product is annotated as nuclear valosin-containing protein-like. Gene Ontology annotation, cellular component: nucleus. Gene Ontology annotation, molecular function: preribosome binding; ATP hydrolysis activity; ATP binding. Bases 121 to 3324 code for a protein of 1067 amino acids. Gene Ontology annotation, biological process: ribosome biogenesis. The record is from RefSeq and is a predicted model, not a curated record. NCBI's taxonomy places the organism in Eukaryota, Metazoa, Arthropoda, Insecta, Diptera, Culicidae. The transcript has 7 exons.